Messenger RNA from Lepisosteus oculatus (spotted gar), 1437 nucleotides. NCBI's taxonomy places the organism in Eukaryota, Metazoa, Chordata, Actinopteri, Semionotiformes, Lepisosteidae. The record is from RefSeq and is a predicted model, not a curated record.
AUGCGCCUGGUGUGCCUGAAGGAGCACCACGCCGCGCACCUGCGCGACCGGGCCCCCAGGGGGCCGGUAGGGGCCAACCCCUCCGCCCCUAUCCGGUUCAAGCCUAGGAAUCGCGCUGCUGCUCCUGCUGAUGAUGAUGAUGAUGAUGACGCUUUCAUGCGCCUGGUGUGCCUGAAGGAGCACCACGCCGCGCACCUGCACGACCGGGCCCCCGGGGGGCCGGUAGGGGCCAACCCCUCCGCCCCUAUCCGGUUCAAGCCUAGGAAUCGCGCUGCUGCUCCUGCUGAUGAUGAUGAUGACGCUUUCAUGCGCCUGGUGUGCCUGAAGGAGCACCACGCCGCGCACCUGCGCGACCGGGCCCCUGGGGGGCCAGUAGGGGCCCCUCAACCCUCCGCCCCUAUCCGGUUCAAGCCUAGGAAUCGCGCUGCUGCUGCUGCUGAUGAUGAUGAUGAUGACGAUGACGCCUUCAUGCGCCUGGUGUGCCUGAAGAAGCACCACGCCGCGCACCUGCGCGACCGGCCUAGGAAUCGCACUGGUGCUGCUGCUGCUGCUGCUGAUGAUGAUGAUGCCCGCCGCGAUUCCACUGCCAUCCACAAGGUGGCGCUGUCGAGACCGGUGCCCCACGCCCUUCACCGGAGGCGGAGUGGGUUCGAGGGCGAGGGACUGGACCUGGCCCAGUCUGCCCGGUUGGAGGUAAUAGUGUACGAUCACAGGGAAGUGAUUGAGAGCCCUGCCUUCGCCGGCCGCGUAGGCUUCGUCGCUCUGCCGUGGAGCGCCGACAUCAUCCUGAACGGCACGCGGCUCUCUGACGCAGGAACGUACCGCUGUGUGGUGAGCAACCCUCCAGAACCCGGGUCCCCAGGGAUCGGGGAGCUGAGCCUGACGGUCCUUGCGCCCCCCUCAACCCCCCACUGUCUCCCGGAUGGCCACCCGGACGAAGGAGGCAGCGUGACUCUGUCUUGCUAUGUGGACGAGGGGGUGCCCACUCCGCAGAUGAGCUGGGACAAGCUGGAACCCGAACACGUUUCUCUGCCCGUUAACAAGGAAGGCGACCUGAAAGGGACCGUUCGGAUCCUCAACGUCUCCUCGCAGACUGCCGGGCUGUACCGCUGCUCCGUCUCGAAUCCCCUGGGGACAGGGGCCUGCCUGCUGCAUCUUUCCGUUCACAGCUCCCCCCGCCCUUCCUCCGGGAUCCUCCAGGGGGUGCUGCUCACCCUGUGCAUGGCCCUGGUGCUCCUGGCGCUCCUGGCCGUGGUGCUGUGGCUCCACCGCUCCGCCCGCGAGAGGAAAUGGGGCCACAGGAGAGGUGGGGGGGGAGAGGAGGAGGAGGGGUGCUACAACGAGAUCAGAUCUACCCCCACCCUCCUCCGGCGGUCCUUCGUCUAGCGGUCUCCCUCCUCCCCCUGCUGCCGCCGAUCAAUAAACGCUGAAAUCUCA